UUAUAAUUUUUAAUUUUAGCUCGUUGCCAUCCUUACACUUUAAGUCGAAUUGCUGGUUUAUUUAUUAAAGAUUCAAGAUAUUAUGAAUCAGGAGAAUUUCUUGAUGUUCUUUGUAAAGAAGGAUAUGAAAAAUAUAUCAACAAAAUUGCUUGUAAAAAUGGCACUUGGGAAAUUAAAUCUUUACCAUGCAAACCAGUUGAAUGCAAUACUAAAGAAUUACAAAACUAUGAAGGUGUGAAAAUGGAAAAUAAAUCUAUUGGAAAUAAUGAAUGGUACAGGAUUGUUUGUGAAAAAGGAUAUGAUAAUGCAGUUGAUUAUAUUCAAUGUAAGAAUUACAAAUGGCCAGAUUUGCCAGAUGAACUAUGCAAACUAGCUGAAUGCAAUACUAAAGAAUUACAAAAAUAUGAAGGUGUAAAAAUGGAAAAUAAAUCGAUUAAAAAUAACAACUGGUAUAGUAUUGUUUGUGAAAACGGAUAUGAUACUGCAGUUUAUUAUAUUUGGUGUAAGAAUAACAAAUGGGAGGACUUGUCAGAUGAACCAUGCAAACCAGGUAAAUGUGUAAUACCUUAUGUUCCUAAUGGAAAAAUAAAGAGAUUAGAAAUUAUAGACAGGUGGUGGCCAAAUGAAGAUGAAAGAAAAUUCAUACCGGUUAGAACUGGUUCUGUAAUUACUCAUGGAACUAAAUAUUUUAUAUUUUGCAAUAAACCUUACAAGUUGCAAGGGAUAAUAGAAACUGAUGACAGUGAGAAUUCUAUUGUAUGUGAAAAAAAACAAUGGCAUCCAAAGCCUGAAUGCUUACUUGAUAUUAAAACUCCUAGCCCAAUUGAAUUUUCUGAUGAAGAUACUGUUAUAGAUGAAGUUAAAACAACUGAUAUUGCUAAACAAGAAGCUACAUUAACUAUAAACAACACUUUUAUUGAAUUGAAUACAAGCAAUACAGAAGAAAAAAAGGAAAUAGAUUUAAGCAAUUUAAAUUCAUUGAAUAAAUGCAUAUAUCAAUCAUUAGAUGAUAAUUUAAUAGCUUUUUUAAAUGGAAACAGAAGAAUUAAAGCAGGUUAUUUUGUUCAUGAUACACAUCUAAAAUUUGGUUGUUCGUAUCCUGGAGAAUAUCGUUUAAGAGGGCCUAUUGAAAGUAAAUGUGAAAAUGGAACAUGGGAACCGUAUUUACCUUCUUGUCAUUUACCAACAAAAGAUGAUGAUGUAAUUAUUACCAUACAAAACAAGAAUUUUACCAUUUUUCCUGGUAAUUUAAUUAUGGUAGAGAAGAAUACACCAUUGGUAAUUACAUGCAAUACUGUUAAAAAAGAUAAAUGGCCUAGACUAUUAACUAAUGCUUCUAAGCAAGAAAAAGGUAACUUUUUACAAUUUAAUAUUUAAUAAAUUUUAAAUUUUUUAUCUAACUUACCAAUAAGCUGAAACAGUUGACAAUUGGCACUAACACAAACAACAAACACUGUACACUACAACCAACCAAUGCA
Molecule: messenger RNA, 1478 nt
Organism: Centruroides sculpturatus (bark scorpion)
Lineage: Eukaryota; Metazoa; Arthropoda; Arachnida; Scorpiones; Buthidae
Exons: 7
Coding region: 241-1377 (378 amino acids)
Source: RefSeq, a predicted model, not a curated record